Molecule: messenger RNA, 1996 nt
Organism: Betta splendens (Siamese fighting fish)
Lineage: Eukaryota; Metazoa; Chordata; Actinopteri; Anabantiformes; Osphronemidae
Gene: tent5ba
Product: terminal nucleotidyltransferase 5ba
Exons: 2
Coding region: 274-1449 (391 amino acids)
Biological process (GO): mRNA stabilization
Molecular function (GO): RNA binding; poly(A) RNA polymerase activity
Source: RefSeq, a predicted model, not a curated record
UAUGAAUCACGUCUUUACGGACUGAACGGAUUCUAGCGGCUCACCAGCGCGCAGACGGAGGAAGCGGCCGAUCCCACUGCGACCUCCACACUCGGGCAACUUUUUGCGCACCCCGUCUCUCCAGAACCAGAACCGGGCCGCUGUCAGCUGUCACCUCGCCGCCGCCGCUCACAGGAAUAUCUUACUGCGAAAGAAGAAGCGAGUCGAGGGGAAGCGCCCAGACCCGAUCGGCUGAUUUCUGCUCUUUUGGAGCGGGGGAAAGUUAACAUCGCCAUGUCUUGCGGUGAUGCUUUGGAUCAGAGUCGGAGGUUCUGCGUGCUCUCUUGGGAUCAGGUGCAGCGCUUGGACUCGAUCCUGGGCGAGGCCGUGCCCAUCCACGGCCGGGGAAACUUCCCCACGCUGUCCGUGCAACCGCGUCAGAUUGUCCAGGUGGUGCGGGCGCGGCUGGAGGAGCGGGGCAUUGGCGUUAAAGACGUGCGGCUGAACGGGUCGGCUGCCAGCCACGUGCUCCACCAGGACACCGGGCUGGGCUACAAAGACCUGGACCUGAUCUUCGGCGUGUCGCUGAAGGACGACCAGGCGUUCCGCCUGGUGAAGGACGUCGUGCUCGACUGCAUGCUGGACUUCCUGCCGGCCGGGGUCUCCAAGGAGCGCAUCACGGCGCUGACCCUGAAAGAGGCGUACGUGCAGAAACUGGUGAAAGUCUGCAACGACACGGACCGCUGGAGUCUCAUCUCGCUGUCCAACAACACGGGCAAGAACGUGGAGCUAAAGUUCGUGGACUCGUUACGGCGGCAGUUCGAAUUCAGCGUGGACUCCUUCCAGAUUUGCCUCGACUCGUUGCUCUUGUUCGACCGCUGCUCCGAGACGCCCAUGUCGGAGAGCUUCCACCCCACGGUGGUCGGGGAGAGCGUGUACGGGGACUUCGCGGAGGCCAUGGACCACCUGUGCCAGAGGGUCAUAGCCACGCGCAGCCCGGAGGAGAUCAGGGGCGGCGGCCUGUUGAAGUACUGCCACCUCCUGGUGCGAGGCUUCACGCCCUCCUCGGAGGUGGACAUGAAGCAAAUGCAGCGCUACAUGUGCUCGCGCUUCUUCAUCGACUUCUCCGACAUCGGCGAGCAGCAGCGGAAGCUGGAGGCCUACCUGCAGAACCACUUCGCCGGCAUGGAGCACAAGCGCUACGAGUGCCUGAUGACCCUGCACCAGGUGGUGAACGAGAGCACCGUGUGCCUGAUGGGCCACGAGCGGCGGCAGACGCUCAGCCUCAUCUCCAUGCUGGCGCUGAAGGCGCUGGCCGAGCAGAACGCCAUCCCCACGGUCACCAACGUCACGUGCUACUACCAGCCGGCGCCGUACGUGCAGGACAUCAACUUCAGCAACUACUACGUCGCGCACGUGCAGGCGUCGCCGUGCAGUCACUCGUAUCAGACGUGGCUGCCGUGCAGCUGAAGGGGCUGCGGGGAGCGUCACGCGUUGAUCACUUUGUGGUUGUUUUCUUUUCGUUUGUUUUUUUUUAUUGGGAAAGAAUUUGACUGAAAGCACGCAGAAAAACCACCUUUGCCAAAUGUGACUAAAACAAUCUGUACUGCUGUACGACCGAUCGAGCCGACACAUUGAUUUCUCUCACUUUUCUUAUGCAAAACAUCUGUAAGAUUGCUGGUCAUUUCUGAGAUGUAGUGAUAAUAUCAUAUUUAAGUAUUAAAACGUCUUCAUGAAGCUUUAUAUACUGUUUGUCAGAAAUACAUUUUUGAGAAAACAAACUUUAAAGCCGGUGUUAUUUUCAUACUUUCGGCUUUAUUUUUUUUUUUAAUUACUUACUGGACCAAAGAUGUAUUUGUUGUCCAAAAAGGGAAUGUUGUCAUGAUUCCAAGUGCCUGAGCUGUUCUUAAAACAUCUGUAAAGUGAGAACUGUGCAGUCAGUGUUUUCUAGAUUACUCUGCUUCUCUUUUCAGGAACAGAGGCGUUCUUUAUGUGAGAUUAAAAUAAGGAAACCGUC